AUGAAGGUGUUUACCAUCCUCGGAGCGGCAGCGGCUCUCCUCGUUGCCCCAGCUGUGGCUCAGAACAAUGGUGCAUUCCAUAUCCUGCCUGUGGAGUCGAGCACCCCGAUUCCGUCUCCUACGGGGCCUCCUUCGUCGACCCCGUGGCCCCCCGGUGUGCCUCGUCCUACGGGCAGCUACCCUCCCAGCUCGAGCUCCAUUCCCUGGCCAACUCCCACUCCUCCUUCCGGUGGUCCUCCGCAUGGAAGCCCUAACUUCCCGAUCAAGCGCGUUCAUGCUCGUCAGCUCCGUGCGUAA
This is a messenger RNA of Aspergillus melleus, 297 nucleotides long. RefSeq lists its product as uncharacterized. The record is from RefSeq and is a predicted model, not a curated record. NCBI's taxonomy places the organism in Eukaryota, Fungi, Ascomycota, Eurotiomycetes, Eurotiales, Aspergillaceae. The transcript is spliced from 2 exons. Bases 1 to 297 code for a protein of 98 amino acids.